Molecule: messenger RNA, 1746 nt
Organism: Branchiostoma belcheri (Belcher's lancelet)
Lineage: Eukaryota; Metazoa; Chordata; Leptocardii; Amphioxiformes; Branchiostomatidae
Product: hyaluronidase-1-like
Exons: 11
Coding region: 50-1558 (502 amino acids)
Biological process (GO): carbohydrate metabolic process; hyaluronan catabolic process
Molecular function (GO): hyalurononglucosaminidase activity
Source: RefSeq, a predicted model, not a curated record
UCAAUGAUUUGGCUCUAUCAAGCAGAUUCUAACCUCAAUUCUUGCCUCCAUGAAGUCAAAGUUCAGGAGGUUGAGUGACAGGUGGCCCGACCAGUACCUACGCACAUAUUGCAGUCGCUGCUACUGUUGGAUACUGUUGUUGUUGUUGGAUGACGUUUACCACAUGAGCCCAAGUUCAAAGACUACGUCCCUCGUCCUACUGUUGCUUGGACUGGUGUACGUCACACACGGAGGACCUGCACUACCCGACAGACCUUUUAACAUCGUGUGGAACGUCCCCUCUAGAAAGUGUGCGGAGAAGUUCGGUGUUGAGUUCGACUUGGACGAGUAUGACAUCGUGUCCAACCCUGGGCAGGAGUGGAAUGGAACAUACGUCACCAUUUUCUACGAGAAGAACCUCGGGCUGUAUCCGAAAAUACACGAGCCGACGGGUCAGGACAUCAAUGGCGGGAUACCACAGGAAGCCGACAUCGAAGCCCAUAUUGCCAAAGCUACGGACGACAUUUACCGACUGAUUCCCGACGCCGACUAUCAAGGUUUGGGAGUGAUCGACUUUAAACCAUGGCGGCCGCUGUGGAACCGAAACUGGGAUUCAAAAAAGAAUAUCUACCGAGUUAAGUCAGAAGACCUCGUCAGACAAACAUCACCGUAUGCGUCGAAAGCGGAAGUGACGUCAAAGGCGAAAGAAGAGUUUGAAGGAGCAGCGAGGAUGUGGAUGGGGAAAACUUUGAGUCUGGUGAAGACGUUACGCCCGGGAGGCUUCUGGGGGUUUUACCUGUUUCCAGAUUGUUAUAAUUCCCCAGAAGAAAUUAAACUCCGGCAGGGCACAAGCUAUGACUGCACAAAGGAGGUGAAAUCUGACAAUAACCGGCUACAAUGGCUGUGGGAGGGGAGCACGGGUUUGUACCCUAACAUAUACCUCACAAGCGUCUUCAAAACACUGCCCAGUUCGGAACAGUUUGUUCGUGCCCGAGUGGCCGAGACGUUCCGAGUCAUGGACGGUCGGCAAAGUUCAUCUAUCCCCGUCUACCCUUACGUGCGUCUUCGCUAUCGGGAUUCAAUGGAAUGCCUUGCGAAGGCUGACCUGAUCUCCUCCAUACAAGAAGCGGCAGGGCAGGGCUCGGCUGGCGUGGUCAUCUGGGGGGCGUCUGCGGACGUCAACUCCAAGGAGAAUUGUGUAUCCCUACGGGAUUACGUAACCUCAACAUUUGGGCCAUUCGCAAAGGAGAUGACGUCACAGGCGGCUGACUGCAGCAGGAGAGAGUGCAGCAGUCAUGGCAGGUGCGUGACUUAUUACGAAAAGGCGUCAAAUGACGAACCAGUGAAGACAGACAGAUCGGGCCUAGUUCAGGAAGGAGUACAGAAGGCGGUGCAGAUGACAUCAGAGCCACCAGGAAGCGCUGCACAACAAGAACAGCAAUCACACGAACAGGUCAUAUCAAGAGAAUAUGCGUCUUGGUUUGGUGAGAAGCUGCAGUAUCUACCAGGCCGGCAGGGGACGUUAUGCCGCUGUUAUCCGGGUUGGACAGGAGAAAGGUGUAGCGAACAAACAAACUGAAGACACAGUAACAACCUACAGCAAUUUCUGUUACAUAUUUGUAGUCUCUAGAUGUCCGACAGUACCUGAGCUUGCCAGAGGAAUUUGGCACAUAGGAGUUGAUUUGCGCGAGAGAAACUAACGGCGGACAAACUUAUCUGACCAUUGAUUUUUGUCGAAUUCUACUAUCCAAACCCCCUUAUAAGUAA